Messenger RNA from Drosophila eugracilis, 837 nucleotides. RefSeq lists its product as uncharacterized. Bases 1 to 837 code for a protein of 278 amino acids. The transcript is spliced from 2 exons. NCBI's taxonomy places the organism in Eukaryota, Metazoa, Arthropoda, Insecta, Diptera, Drosophilidae. The record is from RefSeq and is a predicted model, not a curated record.
AUGAGAGCCUGCGGGCGGGUCACUUCCUCUGAACUUCUCCAAUUUGACGAACGGCAUCCGAUAAUCCUUCCAUACGACUGCCAUCUGUCUCAACUCCUUGUUGAAUUUACGCAUCGCAUCACGCUGCACGGCGGCAAUCAGCUGAUGAUCCGCCUGAUUCGGGCCAAAUUGUGGAUUCCAAGGGUGAGGAAUUUGGUCAAGUCCGUCGUCUAUGCUUAUAAAGUAUGUGUCAUCCACAAGAAGAAAUUGCAGACGCAACUCAUGGGAGAGCUACCGAAGGAACGGACGUCCUUCUCGCGCCCAUUCACGUACACAGGUGGGGAUUAUGCCGGUCCUUUCGAGAUAAAGAACUAUACGGGGCGAGCCUGCCUCAUCACAAAGGGGUAUGUGUUGGUGUUUGUGUGCUUCUCCACUCCCGGAGAGGAUGCCCCCAUCAAGUGCAUCACCAGCAGCUUCUCUGGCAUUUCAUUCCUCCGGGAGCCCCCACAUGGGAGGCCUGUGGGAGGCAGGCGUCAAGAGCUUCAAGACCUUGUUCUACAAGUCUUUUACACCUUUGAGGAGCUGGCUACUCUCCUGGCGAGGAUCGAGGCGUGCCUAAAUUCGCGGCCGCUCGCGCCAAUGUCCGAAGACCCUGCUGAUCUGAUGGCUCUUUCACCCGGGCACUUUCUGGUGGGAGGUCCUCUUCUCGUCACGGUCGAACCCGAGCUAAAGGGGGAUACUACGUCAAUUAUUAAUCGCUGGCAGCACCUGAAAGCUCUUCAACAGCAAUUUCGGCUGCGAUGGAAGGAAGAGUACCUCAAGGAGCUCCAUAAGGGAUAUGGACGUUCCGUCCAAUGA